GACUUAGGUUUAUUAAUGGGUUUUAUAGGAAUUUGUCGGUAUGCUAAGAUCCCUAUAAAAAACCUCUCAGUUCCGGCGCAGUCGAAACCUAAUUCAUCAGUCGAAACCAUGUCUUCCUCGACCAGCGGAUUGUCCAACACGGCUGAGACUGGCGUCUUCUGGGACCUGGAUGAUUGCCCAAUCCCUGAUGAUCAGACUCCUGCUUCGGUCUGUGCUAAUAUCAAAUCGGCUCUCAAGACUGCGGGUUAUGUUGGUCGGGUUUCAAUCGUUGCUUAUUCACUUACCAAGCAGACCUCAGUCGACUUCGAAUCCGCCCAAAUCAAGCUUGAGCAACCUGGAAAUAGUCGUUCGAAAUGUCGAGCAAUUUUUCAGGACAUUUUAAUAUGGAGAAUGGACCAUCGUUAUUAUUCAACUAAUUUGAUGGUAAUCUCAAAGGACCUCUCAGAUAACCCUCACUACUUCACAACUCUUCUCACGUUCAGAGAGAAUGGGAACAAUAUUCUCUUAGCACAGCCUGAGGGAAAAGGCAAUCUACGUUUUCUUGCAAGUUCAGUUUGGCUUUGGUCAAUCCUAUCCACCGGAGGGAGCCCUCUCAAUAUCAUAGGCGGAUGUGUUGAAGCUACCCCUUCUUCUUUUAGCCCAAGUUCUCUAAGCCCUGCCAUUAAGACGCCGGUGAAGCAGAAGCAGAAGAAGAAGAGUAACAAGAAGCGGAAGAUCAGAGCUAGCAUUCAUUCUGAGGACUAGUCAUGACAUGAUCAGAAGUUGGAAACAGUUGCGCUAUAAUAAUCUUAUAUAAUAUAUUAACUUAAUGUGUUGGUUUGUUUGUAUCGCGAGAUUAGUAAAAAAAAAUCAAAUUACUUUGAGAUAAAAGUUUAGCUCUAUAAUGACUAAAUGCCCA
Messenger RNA from Arabidopsis lyrata subsp. lyrata, 898 nucleotides. RefSeq lists its product as uncharacterized. Gene Ontology annotation, biological process: regulation of gene expression. The record is from RefSeq and is a predicted model, not a curated record. Gene Ontology annotation, molecular function: RNA nuclease activity. The coding region runs from base 16 to 744 and encodes 242 amino acids. The transcript is spliced from 3 exons. Gene Ontology annotation, cellular component: peroxisome. Lineage: Eukaryota; Viridiplantae; Streptophyta; Magnoliopsida; Brassicales; Brassicaceae.